AAAUUAAUUUACAUUGAUAGAAGUGAACAUAAAUGUAUUUGAUAAAAGACACAAGUCUCAAAGAAAAAACGUUCAAGAUUUUUAUACGUCCGAAAUAACAUUUCCAGCAGUUUUUUUUUUCGAAUUAUGGUGCUGCGCGAAUAUCUAGAAUAAUCUAGAUACUUUAACGUUGGAGGCCCAGUGUUUUACACGCGAGUGUAAAGAGGUUAUCUUUGGAGUCUUCCCAACGCCGUGUUGUAAAACGAGCAUGCGACGCACGUGAUUGCGACCCGACGUUAAAGUUAGCGAUAAAUAUAAACUGACAGCCGCGAAUGGAGUGCAUCACGAAUUAAAUAUUUUGAAUCGGCGCCGUUAAUCGCAAUGCUAUCAACGACGAUGCUCCGGCGAGCUCUGUCCGGUAAAACGACGUUCUGCUUGGCUCGUUUGUUAUCCUCGAGACAGGUAAACAAAUUCUCUGAUUCCACUGCCGCGAGAGAUGAGAGUAGCGGUACGUCGAAUACCGCGAAUGAGUUGCAGAACGAACCUGCCGCGGGCAACGUUGAGAUUCCUUCGGGCGAGGAGAACGUUUCUCGCCUCCUGAAGGAGGCUGCCACUUACAGCGAUGCCAAGGACACGAGCUGGAUGACGAAUCCUUACCCGGCUGACGCCCCGACCUCCGUCGAGGCUGAGCCUGCCAAGCCGAAAAUCGAUCCUCUAGGCACUUGCAUUGUGCUCUUUCCAGGACAGGGUACCAUUAAAGUUGGCAUGGUGCAAAAGUACUUGCGUUUUCCACAGGCGAGAGAAUUGUUCGAGAUAGCCAAUGAGAUUCUAAACUACAACCUACUGAAACUCUGCCUGAAUGGCCCUCAGGAGAAGCUGGACGAGACCCGCUACAAUCAGCCAGCCACAGUGGUGAGUUCACUGGCUGCGCUGGAGCAACUCCGAGAGGAAAGGCCCAGGGUAUUUGAAACGUGUAAAGCAACUGCAGGCUAUAGCGUAGGGGAACUGACUGCCCUGAUCUUCUCAGGCGCUCUAACCUUCGAGGAUGGCAUCAGACUGGUUUCUGUGAGAGGCGCUGCAAUGCAGUACGCCUCUGACAAGUUUCCUCAGGGAAUGCUAUCGGUCCACUGCACUCCACAGGCUAGGUUAUCGGAGGCGUGCAAGGACGCUCAGAAGUGGGCACAAGAUUGUGGUGUGGAGGUGCCAGUUUGUCAGGUGGCAAUAUAUUUGUAUACUCAAUCAAAGAUCCUGGCUGGAAAUAAUGAGGCUCUCGAGUACAUAGAGAAGAAUGCGAAUAAAUACGGACUUUCAAAGUUGACCAGGUUGCCAGUGUCGGGUGCGUUCCACACGAAAUUGAUGGAACCAGCACUUAAGUCCUUCGGCAAGAUGCUCCACACAUUAGAAUUCAACGAAUUUAGAUGUCGGGUCUAUUCCAAUUACAAGGGACAUGAGUACGGCAACACGGCGUUAAUUAGGAAGUACUUACCGAAGCAAAUCGUCUCACCCGUGAGAUGGGAGCAGAGCAUGCAGCUGCUGUACAACAGAUCUCCGGGAACAGCCUUCCCGCGCACCUUCGAUGUAGGAUCCAGAGGAAGAAUGUCGAUGAUCUUAAAGUUAAUUAAUGCAAAGGCACACGAGCACUGUAUAGUCGUGUAGUCUCUUUUGUAUUUUUUAACAAUAUCAAAAGAAAAUCUGAAAAGAUACUUGACAUUA
Molecule: messenger RNA, 1692 nt
Organism: Solenopsis invicta (red fire ant)
Lineage: Eukaryota; Metazoa; Arthropoda; Insecta; Hymenoptera; Formicidae
Gene: beg
Product: probable malonyl-CoA-acyl carrier protein transacylase, mitochondrial
Exons: 2
Coding region: 361-1635 (424 amino acids)
Molecular function (GO): transferase activity
Source: RefSeq, a predicted model, not a curated record